This is a messenger RNA of Acromyrmex echinatior (Panamanian leafcutter ant), 1887 nucleotides long. RefSeq names its product E3 ubiquitin-protein ligase Hakai (gene Hakai). The record is from RefSeq and is a predicted model, not a curated record. Gene Ontology annotation, molecular function: ubiquitin protein ligase activity. Gene Ontology annotation, biological process: protein ubiquitination; regulation of cell adhesion. Lineage: Eukaryota; Metazoa; Arthropoda; Insecta; Hymenoptera; Formicidae.
UCAAACUUGAACACCCAUGCGCCUGAAAGAUAAUCCGUUUAUUACAUGUCACAUUAGUCACAUAUCAACAAUGUUAUAAGAUUGUAUCGCAAGGUUGAGUCGCGCGUAUUGCCAACAUGUUGUGAAAACAUUUUUUUCACGGCUCGAGGCAAAACAAAUAUUUAAUCGUCAAAUAUCAAUUGGAUGGAGGAGAAUGGAGGUAAAAGAAUGAGGGGCAGAGCUCGUGGCCGAGGUCGUGGACGUACCCGAGGGGGUCGGGCUUCCAGAGGAAGAUCCAAGAAGCAAGUUAAGGUUAUAGAAAGCGAUGAAGAAGAGACUUCGCAACAAACGGAGGAUACUUCUGCAGAAACAGCUGGUGGGGAGCAGAACGAACAUGAACCUCCCGUGACUCAGCAACCUUCUCUUGAGCAACAAUUCGACUUGGAGGCUGAUAUAUCACAGCUAGAAGCACCGACUUUCACGACCAUCAAUCGUGGACCACCUGAGCCGAUGCUGCGUUUGAGAUGGGACCAUCGAGUGAAUCUUAUAGGAGAGAAAGUACUGAAUCCUAUGAUACAUUGCUGUGACAAAUGUUUGAAGCCUAUUCUCAUCUAUGGCCGUAUGAUACCUUGCAAACAUGUUUUCUGCCUUUCUUGUGCCAAGAGAGAAGAUAAAGUCUGCCCUCGUUGCAUGGAGAAGGUAUCUAGAGUGGAGCAAACUGGUCUGGGUACUGUAUUCAUGUGUACACAUGGUGGGACAAGAUAUGGAAAUGCUGGUUGCAGAAGAACAUACCUGAGCCAACGAGAUCUGCAGGCUCACAUUAACCAUCGGCAUAUUUCGGCGCCACCUCAACCAGUCCAAGGAAUGCAGGUUGAUCCUCCGCAAUAUGUACACGCUAAACCAGAGAUGGAGUCACAGCUAACGAAGGUAUCUUCCGUACAGAUACAAAACACACGGCUUAAAUCUGUACAGUCUCACAUGGUUCAACCGAUCAUGGGUAACGAUCCUCGUGUGAACUCACUGGUGAAUCAACAACCAACGUUGGAACAACAUCGACAACAUAGGCAGCAACAACAACAGCAGCAGCAGCAGCAGCAAGCAAUGAUGUCGAUGCAGAGUUAUGCGCAAAGCACUGCACCGCCACCACCGCCUCCAAAUAACGCUCCUAUGCGAACCAAUCUCAUCACAGUACCGAUCCAAGAUACAACGUCUCUAGCUACGCACGAUCUUCACGCGCAACAGAGUCAUCAUUAUUAUCCGACGCCACCACCACCGCCUCCGCCGCCACCACCGACAGUCAAUUACGGCGGAUAUAAUGUGCCACCGCCAGUAUCGCAGCCGACACAACAAUAUUAUUCACAGCCGCAACAUCCCACUCAGGUGUCCUAUGUGCCGCCGCCGCCACCACCGCAGCAGCAGCAACAGUACGUAUCGUCGGCACCGACCUCCAUACGGCCAUCCCCUACUGGUUAUAUACAGGAACCUCAAUACGGUCCACCACCGUCUCAGCAACAACCGCCACCACCACCACAGUCACAAUGGUCGCAACAUCAACAGCAGUUUUAUAGAUAAGAAAGACGAAUGUUGUAAUUUGGUGGUAGAGUAGUCGACGUGAAAAAUGUGAGUUUGAGCCUAUCUUUAUAUAUAUUUUUAAGUGGAGAAACAUUUUCUCAAUUUAAAUAAGAAACAAAUUAUAAAAAUAUAUCCAAGAUUACUCGGUCUGAAUCUAAUGUUCUUAUAUUUCUCUGAAGGGAUCUGAUAACCCCAAUAAAAUGAAAAAAGAAAAAUGUUGUACUGAUUGUCAUAAACAGCUUAUUGGGGCUUUAUUUAUUAAAUCCCUUAUGAAGAAAAGUUUGGGGACAUUACAUAAAUGUAUAUGUAUAUAAUUUCCAAUAUAAUAUACAAUGA